Messenger RNA from Chondrus crispus (carragheen), 2238 nucleotides. RefSeq lists its product as hypothetical. NCBI's taxonomy places the organism in Eukaryota, Rhodophyta, Florideophyceae, Gigartinales, Gigartinaceae. The coding region runs from base 1 to 2082 and encodes 693 amino acids. The record is from RefSeq and is a predicted model, not a curated record. Gene Ontology annotation, molecular function: protein binding. The transcript has 2 exons.
AUGGGCCCGCCGCUGCCCUCCGACGCCCGCCAGAAGGAGGAGCACGGGGAGCACGCCCCCGAAAGUGGCGCGCCCUCGCUCGCCUGGGUCAAGACCCCCCCGGAAAUGCUCAAGCAGAUGAAGGACUUGCUGGCGAGGAACGCUACCCGAUCGGCCUUGUAUCACUAUGGUGCGUCGUUCAAGACGGACGGCGUUCCGUCCCUGGACGCGGAGGUUAUGAGGGUUAUGCUCCCGGUGUUGGGGAGGAACUCUUGGUCGGCUACGUCGGCGGACACGAUUGACUUGGCCAUUGAACGCGGAUAUUCCCUGGGUGUCGGCUUGAUGAACUGCGGCUUGCACGCAAUGGCGCGCGCGGGUAUGACGCGCGAGAUUGAAGAGGCCUUAGCGAGGAUGUGGAACAUGCCGCCAGAGAGUAGACCGAACGCUACCAGUUAUAACUACCUCAUCGGAGCUCAUAUCUAUGCGGGCAAUGUGGAUAGCGCCUUCGAGGUCCUCAAUGAUAUGAAGAAGCAUCUCAUAUAUCCAACCUUCGCCACUUACCAUGCUCUCAUCACAGGCUGCCUCCGUCGUCGUGAUCCGCGCCGCGCAUUCCAAACGCUCAUGGCCGUUGAAAAGCAACGCUUUGACAUCAGUGCCAUGACCGUGGCUCAAGUCUUGGUCGCGUCCGCUGGUAAUGAUGACUAUGAUCACGUCGACCAGUUGCUCAUCAAAUUUGAAGAGUCUCUGCCGCGGUAUGGAAACGAACUUCACCGCAUCGCAGAAUUCCGUGGUCUGUAUCAGAUGAAGGAUGCUGGCCGCACCUCAAAGAGCGACCGCAGCGCCUUGCGUGGGGAGCCCAAACCGGAGAUUGGCGCAAUUUCCGAAGUCUUGCACUGCGCAUUCCGAGGGGGACGCGUAGAUAUUGCAUCACGUGCAUGGAUCCUCCUGGAGGAGCACUAUCCCGAGUUUGAGAUUCCCCUUCCUUUUUAUUAUUGUUUGAUUGGUGCCUACGCUGGCGCCGGUGAUUUCUCUCAGGCUAUUGACAUUGUGGGUGCCAUGCGGGAGAAGGGCAUGAAGCCGUCAAUGAGGGACCUGGAGAUGGCUCUCGUGAGGCCGUUGGCCUACAAUGUUUCCAUUAUUGACGAGCAGUUUUACAGGCUAUGCGACAGGAAGGAAGGAAAGGAAACCGACUCUCACUCGUCAAAACCGGCGGCCGCUGAGGCUGCUGCUGAAGCAGAGCAAGAAGUCGAUGAAGAAAGUGCAGCACUUGAUGACACAAGCACUGUGACCCUAGAUGAACAAGAUCGUACCGCGACCGACGGCACCGAGUUCACAGAAGAUUCAGGACAGCAAGAAGACCCCGUCACUUCGCAAGAGGGUUCCGAAGUGGCGAUGCCCUCACCAGAAUCACCGAGCGUUUCGCUCGCAGACGCGAUUUUGAGUACGAGCGGCUUGCAAUCAGCGACAUCCAUUUCUGCGCAGUUCAGCCCAUCUACGGUCGGAAUCGAAGAAAUAAACUGCAUCAUUGGUGCAUGCUCUGCCUCACUCGACCUGGACAGAGCCUUUCAAACCUUUGAUGAAGUGGAGACGAGGUUUGGGUUGGAGAGAAAUAUCGACACGUACAAUGCACUUUUGGAGGGAUGCGUGCAGACGAGAAGACUGUCAGGAGGCAUGCGCGUUCUGCAGGAAAUCGAGAGUGUCGGACUCUCUGUGGCCGGCCACACUCUCCACUUGGCGACUCGCUUAAUGCUGCGUGCCGGUCAAUCGGAGGACGUGUUGAAGCUACUGACAAAGGCACACUCACAAGGCGAUUCCAUACUGUUGCAAACUUAUCAAAUGGUUUUGAGACAUUUGGUUAGAGGCAACUUCAUGAACGAGGCCGUGCAGCUACAGCAGCAAGGUGAAGAGGCCGGGUUUGAGUUCCAGACGCUCACCGGUCGCUUCGAUCUGGGGACUGUCAGAAGACUACAGGACGCGAAUGGCAGUGGGCAGGAUACCCACUCCAUAGAUGACCACCACGCAGGUCCAGCACAAGAGGGACCAGGAGAUGAGGAGGCCCUCACUGAUGAGGCUGAGGAAGAGACAAGCCGAGAGAAGCAAUAAAGGGCAUCGCAACACUAGAGGGUAGGGGUGAUACUCCGAACCGAUAAAGGCUUUUUACACAGUCAGCUGUAAAGUUGUUGAGCACACGCUGCGUGCCAACGCCCCAAAACUAAACCAUGACGAUAAUAAAACACCAUGGCCGUCAAUGCGCACAGA